AGGUCCAGCGGGUAUUCCUCUUGCGACAGGCUACUAUAAUCCCUUGGCGGUAUACUCUCCAAGAUACCUACCGCAAACGCCGGUAUACCCUGGAGGUCCGAGUCAAAAUUACCAUCCAAUAUCACCUCAUCUUUAUCCUGGUAUACCAAAUGCAUUCGCUGCUAAUCAAAUCCCAUCAUAUCCGAUUGGUAUACCUCCCGUACCCCCAUUUUACCCCGGAAGAGAUAUUUCUUAUAACCCGUACUACCCAUAUCACCCACACGUUCACAGAAGCCAUCCCCAAUAUCCAGUAAGGCCUUCAAGAAAGCCAACAAAUAAAAAACCAUUUCCCUUUUCUAGAACUACAUCAACAAAACCAAUAAAGUCCCAAAUAAAGAUUGACUUGUCAUCUCAAGCUAGAAGUCCCACAAUUGGAGUGCCAAUUAAUUUAAGGACACAAAAGACUGGUACUUUAACGUCAAGGUUCUCAUCAAAUGCACAAGCAACAAUAACGUCUCCAGCAACAAUAACAGAAUCUCGAUUCGAAAAUCCAUUAGGAGACACAGUUUUGAAUGCAAGUAACGAUGAAACUAUUCAAAACAGUGAUUUGAAUACAGGCACUGAGAGUGGUACUAUUUCCACAACAGUUAGUCCAAGUGAAAAUAAUAAUUUUAAUGAGAACACAGACACGAGUGACUUUGAUCUACAAACUAGCCUAGGUUCCAGCCAAGAGUCCGAUCUAGACCAACUGUCAAAUGGGCCUCAAAAUGAACCUGACAUGGUACCUAGUUCAGAUAUAGACUCUGGAAGGGAAUUGGAUCAAGACCAAGUAUUUAACGGGCCACAAAAUGGAAGACAACCAAACUUUGGUCCUGUUGACACACUACCAGGUAACCCAGCUAAUACACUACCAACUAACAACGUAGGAAGCGGACCCAGCACAAGUAACUCAGUCUCUCCAAGUGAACCGAUUCCAUUGACUGGUCCAACAGACGUAUCUGGUACUAGUUCUGGAUCUGGAUUCGGGUUUGGCAGUGGAACUGGUUCGGGCACAGGCUCCACAAGUGGAUUGGAUCUAGACCAAGGAUUUAACGGACCACAAAAUGGAGGACAACCAACCUUUGGUCCUGGUAAUACACUACCUGGAAACCCAUCUAACAACGCAGGAAGCGGACCUAGCACAGGUAACUCAGUGUCUCCAAGUGAAUCGAAUCCAUUGACUGGUCCAACAGACGUAUCUGGUACUAGUUCUGGAUCUGGAUUCGGAUUUGGCAGUGGAACUGGUUCGGGCACAGGCUCCACAAGUGGAUUGGAUCAAGACCAAGGAUUUAACGGGCCACAAAAUGGAGGACAACCAACCUUUGGUUCUGGUAAUACACUACCUGGAAACCCAUCUAACAACGCAGGAAGCGGACCUAGCACAGGUAACUCAGUGUCUCCAAGUGAAUCGAAUCCAUUGACUGGUCCAACAGACGUAUCUGGUACUAGUUCUGGAUCUGGAUUCGGGUUUGGCAUUGGAACUGGUUCGGGCACAGGCUCCACAAGUGGAUUGGAUCAAGACCAAGGAUUUAACGGGCCACAAAAUGGAGGACAACCAACCUUUGGUCCUGGUAAUACAGUACCUGGAAACCCAUCUAACAACGCAGGAAGCGGACCUGGCACAGGUAACUCAGUGUCUCCAAGUGAAUCGAAUCCAUUGACUGGUCCAACAGAUGUAUCUGGUACUAGUUCUGGAACUGGAUUCGGGUUUGGCAGUGGAACUGGUUCAGGCUCAGACUCCACAAGUGGAUUGGAUCAAGACCAAGGAUUAAACGGGCCACAAAAUGGAGGACAAUCAACCUUUGGUCCUGGUAAUACACUACCUGGAAACCCAUCUAACAACGCAGGAAGCGGACCUAGCACAGGUAACUCAGUGUCUCCAAGUGAAUCGAAUCCAUUGACUGGUCCAACAGACGUAUCUGGUACUAGUUCUGGAUCUGGAUUCGGGUUUGGCAUUGGAACUGGUUCGGGCACAGGCUCCACAAGUGGAUUGGAUCAAGACCAAGGAUUUAACGGGCCACAAAAUGGAGGACAACCAACCUUUGGUCCUGGUAAUACAGUACCUGGAAACCCAUCUAACAACGCAGGAAGCGGACCUGGCACAGGUAACUCAGUGUCUCCAAGUGAAUCGAAUCCAUUGACUGGUCCAAUAGACGUAUCUGGUACUAGUUCUGGAACUGGAUUUGGAUUUGGCAGUGGAACUGGUUCAGGGACAGACUCCACGAUUGGAUUGGAUCAAAACCAAGGAUUUAACGGGCCAAAAAAUGGAACACAACCAACCUUUGGUCCUGGUAAUACACUACCUCGAAACCCAUCUAACAACGCAGGAAGCGGACCUAGCACAGGUAACUCAGUGUCUCCAAGUGAAUCGAUUCCAUUGAAUGGUCCAACAGACGUAUCUGGUAAUAGUUCUGGAUCUGGAUUCGGUUUUGGCAGUGGAACUGGUUCAGGCACAGGCUCCACCAGUGGAUUGGAUCAAGACCAAGGAUUUAACGGGCCACAAAAUGGAGGACAACCAACCUUUGGUCCUGGUAAUACACUACCUGGAAACCCAUCUAACAACGCAGGAAGCGGACCUAGCACAGGUAACUCAGUGUCUCCAAGUGAAUCGAUUCCGUUGACUGGUCCAACUGACGUAUCUGGUACGAGUUCUGGAUCUGGAUUCGGUUUUGGCAGUGGAACUGGUUCAGGCACAGGCUCCACCAGUGGAUUGGAUCAAGACCAAGGAUUUAACGGGCCAAAAAAUGGAGGACAACCAACCUUUGGUCCUGUUAAUACACUACCUGGAAACCCAUCUAACAACGCAGGAAGCGGACCUAGCACAGGUAACUUAGUGUCUCUAAGUGAAUCGAUUCCAUCGACUGGUCCAACAGAUGUAUCUGGUACUAGUUCUGGAACUGGAUUCGGGUUUGGCAGUGGAACUGGUUCAGGCACAGGCUCCACCAGUGGAUUGGAUCAAGACCAAGGAUUUAACGGGCCAAAAAAUGGAGGACAACCAACCUUUGGUCCUGUUAAUACACUACCUGGAAACCCAUCUAACAACGCAGGAAGCGGACCUAGCACAGGUAACUUAGUGUCUCCAAGUGAAUCGAUUCCAUCGACUGGUCCAACAGAUGUAUCUGGUACUAGUUCUGGAACUGGAUUCGGGUUUGGCAGUGGAACUGGUUCAGGCUCAGACUCCACAAGUGGAUUGGAUCAAGACCAAGGAUUAAACGGGCCACAAAAUGGAGGACAAUCAACCUUUGGUCCUGGUAAUACACUACCUGGAAACCCAUCUAACAACGCAGGAAGCGGACCUAGCACAGGUAACUCAGUAUCUCCAAAUGAAUCGAUUCCAUUGAAUGGUCCAACAGACGCAUCUGGUACUAGUUCUGGAUCUGGAUUCGGGUUUGGCAGUGGAACUGAUUCGGGCACAGGCUCCACAAGUGGAUUGGAUCUAGACCAAGGAUUUAACGGACCACAAAAUGGAGGACAACCAACCUUUGGUCCUGGUAAUACACUACCUGGAAACCCAUCUAACAACGCAGGAAGCGGACCUAGCACAGGUAACUCAGUAUCUCCAAAUGAAUCGAUUCCAUUGAAUGGUCCAACAGACGCAUCUGGUACUAGUUCUGGAUCUGGAUUCGGGUUUGGCAGUGGAACUGGUUCAGGCACAGGCUCCACCAGUGGAUUGGAUCAAGACCAAGGAUUUAACGGGCCACAAAAUGGAGGACAACCAACCUUUGGUCCUGUUAAUACACUACCUGGAAACCCAUCUAACAACGCAGGAAGCGGACCUAGCACAGGUAACUUAGUGUCUCCAAGUGAAUCGAUUCCAUCGACUGGUCCAACAGAUGUAUCUGGUACUAGCUCUGGAACUGGAUUCGGGUUUGGCAGUGGAACUGGUUCAGGCACAGACUCCACAAGUGGAUUGGAUCAAGACCAAGGAUUAAACGGGCCACAAAAUGGAGGACAACCAACCUUUGGUCCUGGUAAUACACUACCUGGAAACCCAUCUAACAACGCAGGAAGCGGACCUAGCACAGGUAACUCAGUGUCUCCAAAUGAAUCGAUUCCAUUGAAUGGUCCAACAGACGCAUCUGGUACUAGUUCUGGAUCUGGAUUCGGGUUUGGCAGUGGAACUGGUUCGGGCACAGGCUCCACAAGUGGAUUGGAUCUAGACCAAGGAUUUAACGGACCACAAAAUGGAGGACAACCAACCUUUGGUCCUGUUAAUACACUACCUGGAAACCCAUCUAACAACGCAGGAAGCGGACCUAGCACAGGUAACUCAGUGUCUCCAAGUGAAUCGAAUCCAAUGACUGGUCCAACAGACGUAUCUGGUACUAGUUCUGGAUCUGGAUUCGUGUUUGGCAGUGGAACUGGUUCGGGCACAGGCUCCACAAGUGGAUUGGAUCAAGACCAAGGAUUUAACGGGCCACAAAAUGGAGGACAACCAACCUUUGGUUCUGGAAAUACACUACCUGGAAACCCAUCUAACAACGCAGGAAGCGGACCUAGCACAGGUAACUCAGUGUCUCCAAGUGAAUCGAAUCCAUUGACUGGUCCAACAGACGUAUCUGAUGCUAGUUCUGGAUCUGGAUUCGGGUUUGGCAGUGGAACUGGUUCGGGCACAGGCUCCACAAGUGGAUUGGAUCAAGACCAAGGAUUUAACGGGCCACAAAAUGGAGGACAACCAACCUUUGGUCCUGGUAAUACACUACCUGGAAACCCAUCUAACAACGCAGGAAGCGGACCUAGCACAGGUAACUCAGUGUCUCCAAGUGAAUCGAAUCCAAUGACUGGUCCAACAGACGUAUCUGGUACUAGUUCUGGAUCUGGAUUCGGUUUUGGCAGUGGAACUGGUUCAGGCACAGGCUCCACCAGUGGAUUGGAUCAAGACCAAGGAUUUAACGGGCCACAAAAUGGAGGACAACCAACCUUUGGUCCUGGUAAUACACUACCUGGAAACCCAUCUAACAACGCAGGAAGCGGACCUAGCACAGGUAACUCAGUGUCUCCAAGUGAAUCGAAUCCAUUGACUGGUCCAACAGACGCAUCUGGUACUAGUUCUGGAUCUGGAUUCGGGUUUGGCAGUGGAACUGGUUCGGACACAGGCUCCACAAGUGGAUUGGAUCAAGACCAAGGAUUUAACGGGCCACAAAAUGGAGGACAACCAACCUUUGGUCCUGGUAAUACACUACCUGGAAACCCAUCUAACAACGCAGGAAGCGGACCUAGCACAGGUAACUCAGUGUCUCCAAGUGAAUUGAAUCCAUUGACUGGUCCAACAGACGUAUCUGGUACUAGUUCUGGAACUGGAUUCGGAUUUGGCAGUGGAACUGGUUCAGGGACAGACUCCAAUAUUGGAUUGGAUCAAAACCAAGGAUUUAACGGGCCAAAAAAUGGAGAACAACCAACCUUUGGUCCUGGUAAUACACUACCUGGAAACCCAUCUAACAACGCAGGAAGCGGACCUAGCACAGGUAACUCAGUGUCUCCAAUUGAAUCGAUUCCAUUGAAUGGUCCAACAGACGUAUCUGGUACUAAUUCUGGAUCUGGAUUCGGUUUUGGCAGUGGAACUGGUUCAGGCACAGGCUCCACCAGUGGAUUUUAUCAAGACCAGGGAUUUAACGGGCCACAAAAUGGAGGACAACCAACCUUUGGUCCUGGUAAUACACUACCUGGAAACCCAUCUAACAUCGCAGGAAGCGGACCUAGCACAGGUAACUCAGUGUCUCCAAGUGAAUCGAUUCCAUUGACUGGUCCAACUGACGUAUCUGGUACUAGUUCUGGAUCUGGAUUCGGUUUUGGCAGUGGAACUGGUUCAGGAACAGGCUCCACCAGUGGAUUGGAUCAAGACCAAGGAUUUAACGGGCCAAAAAAUGGAGGACAAUCAACCUUUGGUCCUGGUAAUACACUACCUGGAAACCCAUCUAACAACGCAGGAAGCGGACCUAGCACAGGUAACUCAGUCUCUCCAAGUGAACCGAUUCCAUUGACUGGUCCAAAAGACAUAUCUGGUACUAGUUCUGGAACUGGAUUCGGGUUUGGCAGUGGAACUGGUUCAGGCACAGGCUCCACAAGUGGAUUGGAUCAAGACCAAGGAUUAAACGGGCCACAAAAUGGAGGACAACCAACCUUUGGUCCUGGUAAUACACUACCAGGAAACCCAUCUAACAAUGCAGGAAGCGGACCUAGCGCAGGUAACUCGGUGUCUCCAAGUGAACCAAUUCCAUUGAAUGGUCCAAAUGACAUAUCUGGUACAAGUUCUGGAACUGGAUUCGGGUUUGGCAGUGGAACUGGUUCAGGCACAGGCUCCACCAGUGGAUUGGAUCAAGACCAAGGAUUUAACGGGCCACAAAAUGGAGGACAACCAACCUUUGGCCCUGGUAAUACACUACCAGGAAACCAAGCUAACAACGCAGGAAGCGGACCUAGCACAGGUAACUCAGUCUCUCCAAGUGAACCGAUUCCAUUGACUGGUCCAACAGACAUAUCUGUUACUAGUUCUAGAUCUGGAUUCGGGUUUGGCAGUGGAACUGGUUCGGGCACAGGCUCCACAAGUGGAUUGGAUCAAGACCAAGGAUUUAACGGGCCACAAAAUGGAGGACAACCAACCUUUGGUCCUGUUAAUACACUACCAGGAAACCAAGCUAACAACGCAGGAAGUGGACCUAGCACAGGUAACUCGGUGUCUCCAAGUGAAUCGAUUCCAUUGAAUGGUCCAACAGACGCAUCUGGUACUAGUUCUGGAUCUGGAUUCGGGUUUGGCAGUGGAACUGGUUCGGGCACAGGCUCCACAAGUGGAUUGGAUCUAGACCAAGGAUUUAACGGACCACAAAAUGGAGGACAACCAACCUUUGGUCCUGUUAAUACACUACCAGGAAACCAAGCUAACAUCGCAGGAAGCGGACCUAGCACAGGUAACUCAGUGUCUCCAAGUGAAUCGAAUCCAUUGAAUGGUCAAAAUGACAUAUCUGGUACUAGUUCUGUAACUGGAUUCGGGUUUGGCAGUGGAACUGUUUCAGGCACAGGCUCCACAAGUGGAUUGGAUCAAGACCAAGGAUUUAACGGGCCACAAAAUGGAGGACAACCAACCUUUGGACCUGGUAAUACACUACCAGGAAACCAAGCUAACAACUCAGGAAGCGUACCUAGCACAGGUAACUCAGUGUCUCCAAGUGAACCGAUUCCAUCGACUGGUCCAACAGAUGUAUCUGGUACUAGUUCUGGAACUGGAUUCGGGUUUGGCAGUGGAACUGGUUCAGGCACAGACUCCACAAGUGGAUUGGAUCAAGACCAAGGAUUAAACGGGCCACAAAAUGGAGGACAACCAACCUUUGGUCCUGGUAAUACACUACCAGGAAACCCAUCUAACAAUGCAGGAAGCGGACCUAGCGCAGGUAACUCGGUGUCUCCAAGUGAACCAAUUCCAUUGAAUGGUCCAAAUAACAUAUCUGGUACAAGUUCUGGAACUGGAUUCGGGUUUGGCAGUGGAACUGGUUCAGGCACGGGCUCCACAAGUGGAUUGUAUCAAGACCAAGGCUUUAACGGGCCACAAAAUGGAGGACAACCAACCUUUGGUUCUGUUAAUACACAACCAGGAAACCAAGUUAACAACGCAGGAAGCGGACCUAGCACAGGUAACUCAGUCUCUCCAAGUGAACCGAUUCCAUUGACUGGUCCAACAGACAUAUCUGAUACUAGUUCUGGAUCUGGAUUCGGGUUUGGCAGUGGAACUGGUUCAGGCACAGGCUCCACCAGUGGAUUGGAUCAAGACCAAGGAUCUAACGGGCCACAAAAUGGAGGACAACCAACCUUUGGUCCUGGUAAUACACUACCUGGAAACCCAUCUAACAACGCAGGAAGCGGACCUAGCACAGGUAACUCAGUGUCUCCAAGUGAAUCGAUUCCAUUGACUGGUCCAACUGACGUAUCUGGUACGAGUUCUGGAUCUGGAUUCGGUUUUGGCAGUGGAACUGGUUCAGGCACAGGCUCCACCAGUGGAUUGGAUCAAGACCAAGGAUUUAACGGGCCACAAAAUGGAGGACAACCAACCUAUGGACCUGGUAAUACACUACCAGGAAACCAAGCUAACAACGCAGGAAGCGGACCCAGCACAGGUAACUCAGUGUCUCCAAGUGAACCGAUUCCAUUGACUGGUCCAAAUGACAUAUCUGGUUCUAGUUCUGGAACUGGAUUCGGGUUUGGCAGUGGAACCGGUUCAGGCACAGGCUCCACAAGUGGAUUGGAUCAAGACCCGGGAUUUAACGGGCCACAAAAUGGAGGACAACCAACCUUUGGCCCUGGUAAUACACUACCAAAAAACCCAUCUAACAACGCAGUAAGCGGACCCAGCACAGGUAACUCAGUGUCUCCAAGUGAACCGAUUCCAUUGACUGGUCCAAAUGACACAUCUGGUACUAGUUUUGGAUCUGGAUUCGGGUUUGGCAGUGGAACUGGUUCAGGCACAGACUCCACAAGUGGAUUGGAUCAAGACCAAGGAUUUAACGGGCCACAAAAUGGAGGACAACCAACCUUUGGUCCUGGUAAUGCACUACGAGGAAACCCAGCUUAUUACCCAGGAAGCGGACCUGUCACAGGUAAGCCAUUAUUUCCCAUUGAAAUAAUUCCAUCUUCUGUUCCAAAUUACAAUUCUGGUUUUGUCACAGGCUCUGGGAGUGGAUUGUAUGACGGUUUUCAACCUAUUGACUGUUCAGCUCUGUCUGGCUUACCUUCAAGACCAGGUGUCGUUCUACCAGUGAUUUCUACAAGCUCAGAUGGAGUACAAGGUACGAAAUCUUUAUAUAAUUUCAAAGAAAUAUCGAUUAUGAAUAGUUAUGCUGAUGAUUUUAUAUACAAGUCUUUUACAUUGGGCUGUCUUACGACCGUUCCCAAUAUUUAGUCUAUCUCUUACUUG
Messenger RNA from Leptidea sinapis, 8920 nucleotides. Its product is annotated as fibroin heavy chain-like. The record is from RefSeq and is a predicted model, not a curated record. Lineage: Eukaryota; Metazoa; Arthropoda; Insecta; Lepidoptera; Pieridae. Bases 758 to 8905 code for a protein of 2715 amino acids. The transcript has a single exon.